GAAGAAGAGGAGGAGGCAACCUCUGGGUAGCAGAUCUUGAAGCUUGUGAAGAGGAUGGACAAUUGAAGUUGCGGAGGCCUUAACAAAAAAGGCUUUGCCACGGCUCGCGGAGAUGUCUUCUGUAAAGUCUCGGCAAAACCGCUGGGAGUGGGAAGAUGAGCUGCUGAAGAACCCCGACGCUUUGCACGUUUCUUCCUUGCCUUCGACAUGGCAGAAUUGAUCAGGGUCGCAACAAUGAAGACAUGUUGUCAUGAGCUUGGACCACUUGCCUCCAUAGUCUUAUGUCCUCACCAGUGAUGAUGCCUGCUCCCCUUGAGGACGACGAGUUCACACCUCUGCUGCUCCUCCUCCUCUACUGGCAGGGGACGCCAGUCUCUGCUGCCUCAUUAUGGGCCACCUGAAGCUUUCCGCAACGCUGCGAGACAACAUCCUCAUGGCGAACAAUUCCCUUGGCUCCCAGGUGCCUCCAAAUCCUAAACCAACAGCCGUGACCCCAGAGAUCCUUAACGGCAUUAGUCUACCCCUGCAGGUUUUCUUUGGCUUUGUUAUGGUCGGAAUUUUGCUGUUUGCUCUAUUAGGGAACAUGGUGGUGUGCCUGAUGGUCUACCAGAGAUCAUCUAUGCGCUCGGCUAUUAACCUUCUCUUAGCGAGCCUUGCGUUUGCAGAUAUGAUGCUUGCCAUUCUCAACAUGCCAUUUACGUUAGUUACCGUCAUGACUACUGACUGGAUUUUUGGGGAGGUUUUCUGUCGGAUUUCAGCCAUGUUCUUUUGGCUCUUUUUAAUGGAAGGAGUGGCUGUUCUGCUUAUAAUAAGCAUAGACCGCUUUCUCAUUAUUGUCCAGAAGCAAGAUAAGCUGAGUCCACAGAGUGCCAAAGUGCUUAUACUAGUCACAUGGGGAGUUGCUUUUUUUUUCUCCUUUCCUUUAGCGAUUGGUUCCCCUCGCCUACAGAUCCCCCCAAGGGCACCUCAGUGUGUUUUUGGCUAUAGCACUCAACCAGAAUACCAUGCUUAUGUAUUGAUUUUAAUGCUAGUCUUCUUCUUUAUACCCUUCAUGGUCAUGUUGUAUACAUUCAUGGGAAUUCUAAACACCAUCCGUCACAACACAGCUCGUAUCCACAGCCACCCGGACAGCACGUGCCUGAGCCAAGCCAGCAAACUGGGCUUGCUGAGUCUGCAGAAACCCUUUCAGAUGAACAUCGACGUGAGUUUUAAGACACGUGCCUUUGCCACCAUCCUCAUCCUCUUCUCUGCGUUUACAGUGUGCUGGGCACCGUUCACUGCCUACAGUCUCGUAUCGACGUUCAAUGAUGAUUUCUACAACAGAGACAGUUUUUUUCAAGUCAGCACAUGGAUGUUAUGGUUGUGCUACUUAAAAUCAGCCCUCAAUCCUAUUAUUUACUACUGGAGAAUCAAAAAAUUCCGGGAUGCUUGUCUUGAUCUCAUACCAAAGUACUUCAAAUUUCUUCCUCAGCUGCCGGGCAACACAAAGAGGCGUAUCCAACCCAGCGCUGUUUAUGUUUGCGAAGGACAUCGGACUGUGGUUUAAGAGAAUCCCAUAUAAAUCAAUGUUAUUUGACCUACAUCCACACUAAACGGCACACUUUAGCCUAGCUAGCUAGCUAACGUGACCCAUCGAAUAGUUACUGCUGAUGAUUUGGCCAACUUGUGGUUGUCGAGUGUUGUCGCUAACUAUUGGCCAGUUGUGUGUGUAUUUUAUCCAAAAUUAACCAUAAAUAAGAAAGCUACAUAAAUGGAAGUUCAUGUGUAAUAACUACACUGAUUUACAGGCACAGUGUACUUUACAAGUGUGAUGGUAGAUGAAACUUGCUGCAGGAAGACGAGACAAAAUGAAGAUUAAAUAUUCAAGUUUGAAAAUCAGCCUAC
Messenger RNA from Syngnathus acus (greater pipefish), 1884 nucleotides. RefSeq names its product G protein-coupled receptor 63 (gene gpr63). NCBI's taxonomy places the organism in Eukaryota, Metazoa, Chordata, Actinopteri, Syngnathiformes, Syngnathidae. The coding region runs from base 389 to 1546 and encodes 385 amino acids. Gene Ontology annotation, molecular function: G protein-coupled receptor activity. The transcript has 3 exons. The record is from RefSeq and is a predicted model, not a curated record. Gene Ontology annotation, biological process: G protein-coupled receptor signaling pathway. Gene Ontology annotation, cellular component: membrane.